UUGGUGAUCCAGUUUUGAAUUCUAAUUUACUAGUUAUGGAUUAUUCUGCAAAUUCUCAGCAUUUUAUGAACAUUCAACCAUAUGAUCUGCAGGUGGUUAUUGGCUGAACAAGAAGUUUAUACUAAUGCAAUCUUAGUCAAGCGAACGGGAGAGACACGGAACAGAAGAACUUCGUCGGAGGAAUCUCUGUAGCCUGAGAACAUGGCCCGCAACACCAUCAUUUCCAUUCUCCUUCUCCUCCUUCUUCUCACCGUCGUCUCCCACUGUUCCAACAACGAAUCCCGGGUUGAAUGUAGCAGAACUUGUGUUGCAAUUAACUGCAAUACUGUUGGGAUUCGGUACGGAAAGUUUUGCGGAGUUGGAUGGACGGGUUGUGCUGGUGAAAAGCCUUGCGAUGAUCUUGAUGCCUGUUGCAAAGUUCAUGACGAAUGUGUUGAAAGAAAAGGUUUAACUAAUGUAAAAUGUCACGAGAAGUUCAAGAGUUGUAUUAAGAAAGUGCAGAAAUCUGGAAAGGUUGGUUUCUCUAACGACUGCCCUUAUUCCACAGCUGUUCCUACAAUGGUGCAGGGUAUGAAUUUGGCUAUCAUGUUCAGCAAAUUUGGUAACUCAAAGCUUGAGCUCUGAUACCCACUUCGGUCGGUAACUCACUCCUUCGUCCACAGCCACAGUUCAUGCCAUCAAUUAUUGCAUAUGGGAAAACUUCACACAAAUGAUUCAUUCAUUGAAAUAAUGUUCUACAGAAUUAAGAAAUGUCAAACAGAAGAUUAAAUCCUCAUUUUUGUCCUGGUUAGUUGUAAGUUGGACCAUCUGAAUUUUUAGGGAUGCUUCUAGCUUAGUGAAAGAAGAUACCCCAUAUACUUCAUUAUUUUUAGGCUCCUUCAAUAGUUGUUAGAGGUUGGUUUCCCCGCAAUUCAUUUUUAAGUACUCACCAUUGGGCAAUACAUUUUUUAGAGUCUUGCUGAUUGUCUUUAGAUGUCAUCUCUCUUUUCAUUUUAACGCUACUUUUGUUGCUGUUCUAGUGCUGUCCUACACAUGGAGAUUCAAUGUAUUGUUUUAUUUAGUGAUUCAAUUUUGAAUGAUAUGUUCGAAUGAAGUCACUCCA
Messenger RNA from Cucumis sativus (cucumber), 1102 nucleotides. Its product is annotated as probable phospholipase A2 homolog 1. NCBI's taxonomy places the organism in Eukaryota, Viridiplantae, Streptophyta, Magnoliopsida, Cucurbitales, Cucurbitaceae. The record is from RefSeq and is a predicted model, not a curated record. Gene Ontology annotation, biological process: lipid catabolic process; arachidonate secretion; pollen tube growth. The coding region runs from base 202 to 624 and encodes 140 amino acids. The transcript is spliced from 5 exons. Gene Ontology annotation, molecular function: A2-type glycerophospholipase activity; calcium ion binding.